AUGGCACAGCUUCAGAUUCCAAGAAACGAGACAGCAGUUCAUAAGAAGAGGCGCGUAUUCAGGACAGCAAAUAGCUAUUUCAUGCACGUAAAGUGUAGAAACUGCGAGGAGACGACUGUCUGCUACUCGCACAGCCAGACUGAUGUGAGAUGCUGCAUGUGUGCGUCAGUCCUAGCCACGGCCACUGGUGGGAAAGCAGCCCUUGUUGAGGGAGCUGCCUUCAAGAAGGUGGAGAACACUUAUUAG
This is a messenger RNA of Enterospora canceri, 246 nucleotides long. NCBI's taxonomy places the organism in Eukaryota, Fungi, Microsporidia, Enterocytozoonidae. The record is from the annotation of a GenBank genome assembly.